This is a messenger RNA of Caretta caretta (loggerhead turtle), 870 nucleotides long. It is a transcript of the gene NDUFAF3, whose product is annotated as NADH:ubiquinone oxidoreductase complex assembly factor 3. Gene Ontology annotation, cellular component: mitochondrial inner membrane. Gene Ontology annotation, biological process: mitochondrial respiratory chain complex I assembly. NCBI's taxonomy places the organism in Eukaryota, Metazoa, Chordata, Testudines, Cheloniidae. The record is from RefSeq and is a predicted model, not a curated record.
CCAGCAGUGGGACUCAAGGGCACGGCAGCCGAGCUGUGGGAAACAGUAGUAAUUUCAGCUGCUGGCUGCUGAACAGACUGAGCUGGAGAAGGCUGGAGAGGAGGGCACCGUUGCGUACAUGAGAGAGACUCAUGCACAGGAUGGUUCUGGCCUCCGUGAGGAUGCUCUGCCGCGGGGGCUUAGCUCCUAGCUGGAGGCUGGCAGCUGCCAGGAGAGCCCCGGACUGGCAGCCUCGCCGGGGUCACCGCCUCACCCCUGCAGAUGACGAGCUUUACCAGAAGACAACGCUGAAGGCGCUGGAGCGGGAAUCCUCCAGCAUGAUGUUCAUAGACAGCUACAGCAGCCGGGGCUUCACCAUCAAUGGGGACAAGGUGGUGGGGCCCUGCGCCAUCAUCCCACGUGCCAUCCUGCAGUGGAAUGUUGGCUCUUACCAGGACAUCACUGAGGAGAGCCUGGUACUGUUCCGGCUGCUGGAGCCAAGAAUAGAAAUCCUGGUGCUGGGCAUGGGGGACAAGGUGGAGCGGCUGGAGCCCGACGUCCUGAAGUUCAUGAGGGAAUGUGGAAUCGCUGUGGAGGUGCAGAACACGAGUUCGGAAUAGGAAUACAGCAACUGAGAGGCUAGACUGUUAAGGGAACACCCUGAUAAAGCUCCAAUAGGAUACAGAGAAAUAAGAUCCAACCCACUAACAGCAAGACCAGCUUAAGGAGAUCUGAAAAAACAGCAGCUGGCAAUAGUGAGCCUAGUUCAGGACAGCUUGUUUAAUACUGAAGCACAUUAUUUUAAACUGUCCAUUUUAAACCAAGUUUAACACCAAUGAUGUCAUCACUCUUGGGAAUCUGUAUUAAAAAGUUAUUCUUCAGUUCACAAGA